This is a messenger RNA of Brienomyrus brachyistius, 5047 nucleotides long. RefSeq names its product solute carrier family 4 member 8 (gene slc4a8). The transcript is spliced from 24 exons. Gene Ontology annotation, molecular function: solute:inorganic anion antiporter activity; monoatomic anion transmembrane transporter activity; sodium:bicarbonate symporter activity. The coding region runs from base 375 to 3917 and encodes 1180 amino acids. Gene Ontology annotation, biological process: transmembrane transport; monoatomic anion transport; bicarbonate transport. Lineage: Eukaryota; Metazoa; Chordata; Actinopteri; Osteoglossiformes; Mormyridae. Gene Ontology annotation, cellular component: plasma membrane. The record is from RefSeq and is a predicted model, not a curated record.
CCGCCUAUGAUCAAGCCAUCAGUUUAGCAACAGCAAUGCGUCGCUGUCCGGCAAGCUCCCAUUGGUCGAAGCUUGAGUGAUGCUGCCUUCACUAGACUGUGCUCCUUUCUGGAAAAGAGAAAUUCGGCGCUAGCGCACGAGAAACACAAAAACACUUUCAAAAGACAAACUAGGAGAAAACACUGAUGAUAGUUUCCAAACCGAGUGCGGUCCUUAAUAUGUGAGGAAGGAACAUCUAACAGUACAUAUGCUGUACGCUGGAAACAUAUUUUACAGCUUCUAGCAUCCAGAAUUAAUCAUAUUACCCUGCUUCACCGCUUAGACUCACCAGCUGAGUUCUUAUACAGGUUUUAUUGAUUAGCUCUGCUGUUGAAAUGCCUGCUGGAAACAACGAUCCCGAGAGCAUUUUAAGCUACCAGAGGCCAGAUGAGGAGGUGGUGGUGGACCAGGGAGGGACGAGCUCUAUCCUCAACAUCCAUUAUGAGAAGGAGGAGCUAGAAGGACACAGGACACUGUUUGUGGGCGUGCGCAUGCCCCUGGCACGGCAGAGUCACCGGCACCACCGGCCCCACGGCUCCCGGCACCGCAAGAGGGACAGGACGAGGGGCAGUGUGACACACGAGGAGGAGGAGACCUCUUCGGCUUCUCAUGACACCCCGUCUCAGCGCGUGCAGUUCAUCCUGGGGACCGAGGAGGACGAGGAGCACGUUGCCCAUGAUCUCUUCACUGAGCUGGAUGAGAUCUGUGUAAAGGAUGGCAAAGACGCGGAGUGGAAGGAGACAGCCAGGUGGUUGAAGUUUGAAGAGGACGUUGAAGAUGGUGGCGAGCGCUGGAGCAAGCCCUACGUAGCAACACUGUCCCUACACAGCCUGUUCGAGCUGCGUAGCUGCAUCAUCAAUGGCAGUGUGCUGCUGGACAUGCAUGCAAACUCCAUCGAGGAGAUCGCAGACAUGGUGCUGGACCAGCAGGAGGCAGCGCAGGAGCUGGAUGAGAGCAUGCGGGUAAAGGUGCGGGAGGCACUGCUGAAGAGGCACCACCACCAGAACGAGAAGAAGAGGAACAACCUGAUUCCCAUGGUGCGCUCCUUUGCCGAGGCUGGCCGCAAGCAGUCGGAGCCGCACUCCAUGGACAAGAGUGGUCCAGCUGUUUCUCCUCAGCCAACUUCUUCCAACCUGGAGGUGAAGAAUGGUGUGAACCAGGAGAGCAGUCAAGUGGACCUCAGCAAGGUGGACAUGCACUUCAUGAAGAAGAUUCCCUUGGGGGCAGAGGCGUCCAACGUGCUGGUUGGGGAGCUGGACUUCCUGGAGAGGCCGGUGGUGGCGUUUGUGCGCCUGUCCCCCGCCGUGCUGCUUACCGGGCUGACCGAGGUGCCCAUACCCACUAGGUUCCUGUUUAUUCUCCUGGGCCCAGACGGAAAGGCCCAGCAGUAUCACGAGAUCGGACGCUCCAUGGCCACCAUCAUGACUGACGAGAUUUUCCACGACGUGGCCUAUAAGGCCAAGGACCGCAGUGACCUGCUGGCAGGCAUCGACGAGUUCCUGGACCAGGUGACCGUGCUGCCCCCUGGCGAGUGGGACCCCUCCAUUCGCAUCGAACCCCCCAAGAACGUCCCCUCCCAGGAGAAGAGGAAGACACCAGCGGUUCCCAACGGGGCAGCCUGUCCAGUGGAGAUUGAGGCACACAGCGAGCAUCAUGGGCCGGAGCUGCAGAGGACUGGCAGGCUCUUCGGGGGUCUCAUCCUGGACAUGAAGCGGAAGGCCCCUUUCUACCUGAGUGACUUCCGGGACGGCCUGAGCCUGCAGUGUGUGGCCUCCUUCCUCUUCCUCUACUGCGCAUGCAUGUCCCCCGUCAUCACCUUUGGCGGCUUGCUGGGGGAGGCCACAGGCGGCCGCAUCAGCGCCAUCGAGUCCCUUCUGGGAGCUUCCAUGACCGGUGUCGCCUACUCCCUCUUUGCGGGCCAGCCCCUCACAAUCCUGGGUAGCACGGGACCGGUCCUGGUCUUUGAGAAGAUCCUCUUCAAGUUCUGCAAAGACUACGACCUGUCUUACUUAUCCCUGCGCACCUGCAUUGGGCUCUGGACCGCCUUCCUGUGCCUGCUCUUGGUGGCGACAGACGCCAGCUCCCUGGUCUGUUACAUCACCCGCUUCACAGAGGAGGCCUUCGCCUCCCUCAUCUGCCUAAUCUUCAUCUACGAGGCUCUGGAGAAGCUGGUGCACUUGGGCGAGCUGUACCCCAUCAAUACCCACAGCGACCUGGAGCGCCUCACACUUUACUAUUGCAGGUGUGCUGAGCCUGACAACCCCAGUAAUCGGACCCUGGAGUUUUGGAACAAGAGGAACAUUACUGUCUCUGCGGUGCCCUGGGCCAACCUCACCGUCAAGGAGUGCCUGGACUUCCAGGGGCAGUUUUUGGGGACGGCGUGUGGACACCAUGGACCCUACACCCCAGAUGUCCUCUUCUGGUCCGUCAUUCUCUUCUUCUCCACCUGUGCCUUGUCCAGCUUCUUCAAGCAGUUCAAGACCAGUCGCUACUUCCCCACAAAGGUGCGUUCCAUGAUCAGCGACUUUGCGGUCUUCCUCACCAUCGUCAUCAUGGUCCUCCUCGACUAUGUUGUAGGGAUCCCGUCCCAGAAGCUGCAGGUGCCCAGCAAAUUCAAGCCGACCCGUGAUGACCGAGGCUGGAUCAUGAACCCCAUCGGACGGAACCCCUGGUGGACGGUCCUGGCUGCCUCCAUCCCGGCGCUGCUGUGCACCAUCCUGAUCUUCAUGGACCAGCAGAUCACUGCUGUCAUCAUCAAUCGCAAGGAGCACAAGCUGCUGAAGGGCUGUGGGUACCAUCUGGACCUGCUGAUGGUGGGCGUGAUGCUGGCUGUGUGCUCCAUGAUGGGGCUGCCCUGGUUCGUGGCAGCCACUGUGCUCUCCAUCACGCAUGUCAACAGCCUGAAGUUGGAGUCGGGCAGCUCAGCACCGGGGGAGCAGCCCCGCUUCCUGGGCAUCCGCGAGCAAAGGGUCACCGGCCUCUUCAUCUUCCUGCUUAUGGGCUGCUCCGUCUUCAUGACUGGGGCCCUGCAGUUCAUCCCCAUGCCGGUGCUGUACGGAGUCUUCCUCUACAUGGGUGCCUCCUCUCUUAAGGGAAUCCAGUUCUUUGACCGCCUGAAGCUGUUCGGCAUGCCAGCGAAGCACCAGCCUGACUUCAUCUACUUGCGUCACGUCCCACUGCGCAAAGUGCACCUCUUCACCCUGACACAGCUCACCUGCCUGGUGCUGCUCUGGGUCAUCAAAACCUCGCGUGCCGCCAUCGUCUUCCCCAUGAUGGUACUCGCCCUAGUGUUCAUCCGCAAACUGCUAGACUUCUGCUUCUCCAAGAGGGAACUGAGCUACCUGGACGACAUCAUGCCUGAGAGCAAGAAGAAGAAACUGGAUGAUGCCUCCAAGAAGGUCGAGGAGGAGUCAGAGGAGAUGCUGGGACUCGGAGGGGGCAGGGGCAUGGUGCAGAUACAGAUGGAGAGCAGCAAGGCUGCACAGACCCCCAAGAACACGGACGCCAGGUGUGACCCAUCUGACAUUAAUAUCUCUGACGAAAUGUCUAAAACUACAGUGUGGAAAGCACUCAGCUCAAAUCACAAGGAGAGCCAACCAAUUCCUACUAAAAAGGCAAGGGUAUCGAUGCUACACUCCACUCCCCCCUUCCAUAGAGCCAGCGCACGCGAUUGGCAGGUUUCCGUUCCUCCGAUUCACACUCCUGUCUCCGUCUUUCCUCCUCAUCUCUUCCCUCUCUCUUUUCCUUUUAUUUUCCAUUGCUGCCGUGCGUCUUCUGGAAUGUCCUUUAUGCUGAUUUUCAGUUUGAACAGACGUGACUGCCGUUCGUCAUGGAGGAUUUUUGGCGCCAGAUGGGAAAAUGAACAGAUACAGCUGUGAUUACUAAAGAAACACUUCGCAGUUGCCCAUCUUCUAGGCCCUUUACCGGGGAAUGUACGCCAGUCCCACAGCUUUCCGGCAUCCCAAAUCCGGCAGAUCCCUUGGUUCAGAGUUUAAGUUGUCCUGACCUGUUGUAACACUUCGCUCACUAUGACGUCCCUGUCAUGAAGAGUAGUUGGCAAGAUGGGAGGUCAAGCCUCUUGUGCCAUGUCAUUCAGAGCUAUUGCUUCGACUGUCUUUCCAGGAGUAUUUAGCAUCGAAACUCUGCUGACAUACUUCCAGCAAAUCCUGUCUGAGCGGAAGUUUAAAAAUCUGAGGGUCAUGAUACAAAAACUACCUGGCAUAAGAAUUCAAACGCUGAAGAUACUCCUGGAAUGAUUGAUGACUCAGUGCUUGAGUAAAAAAAGAAUCAUUUCCUCCUUUUCCGCCUGAGCCGUACAUACAUUUUAAAGUAAGAAAAGUAACUUGCCUGUUCCUUUGUAUCAUUAUAGAACUUUGGUCCAACCACCGGUAUUUUUUUUGUUUUAUGACCAUGAGAAUUGCAAAUUAAUUCUUAAUUGUUUAUUAAACAAUCCUUGAUGUGGAAAGAAAAAGAUCUCGUGGAAAUUCCAGUGUGUGUUGGAACAGGGUGGUGUAUUGGCAAACAGCAGGCAUAAUAGUCUUCCAUAUCUGGGUAAAUGAUGGUGCAUUAAUUAUGUCUGUAUAUGUGUGUGUGUGUCUGUGUGUCUGUCUCUCUGUCUGUUUGUGUGCUUGUGCAUGUGGCAUCUCCUGUCCCUGCAGGAAUGACAGUGACUAAUGGAGGAGAGAGGAAACCCCAUCAGGUGCAGGCAUUUGUGGGAUCACCACGGGGCUAAGGCCGUUGCGAGCUAGGGUUACGGCAGCAGUGAUGACCUCUGGGCCAGACCGACAGUUCUCACCUACUCACAAACAUCCGGUCAAGCUCUGUCUGUGUUUUAUAGCCUACACCCUUCUCCCACAACCUCAAUACGACUCUCCAUCCUUCUAAUAUCUGUCACUUAACUUCCUGUUCUCUACGUUAUGGAUUUAACCAGCCACCCUCCACACAGAUCCUUCUCCAACAGCCCACUCGAAACACUGACACAUUUUCCCAUCCCACCUCCAUCCCACCC